Talaromyces stipitatus ATCC 10500 is the source of this 1843-nucleotide messenger RNA. RefSeq lists its product as uncharacterized. The transcript has 4 exons. The coding region runs from base 110 to 1843 and encodes 577 amino acids. Gene Ontology annotation, biological process: intra-Golgi vesicle-mediated transport. NCBI's taxonomy places the organism in Eukaryota, Fungi, Ascomycota, Eurotiomycetes, Eurotiales, Trichocomaceae. Gene Ontology annotation, cellular component: trans-Golgi network; TRAPPII protein complex. The record is from RefSeq and is a predicted model, not a curated record.
GAGUCCAAGAGGAGCAACACACUCCCAGUAUUGAUGCUAUCAAUGAUAGUGCAAUCAGUCGAAGCAAUUAUACCACCUGUCUAUUGAUCAUGAGACUUGAAACAUAGCUAUGGCAGGUCCCAGUGUCCAUGGGGAUUUUCUACGACAUGCCGUCCUCGAGACCGUGGUUCCCCAUAAUCCAAAUGUCGACAUUGAGGCAGCUUUAACGUCUGCGCUCGAAGGCGGCGCUGGAGAUCUGGAUUCUGUUCUAGCCGCGAUCCCAAAGCGCUCGUUACUGUUUUUCGAUGAGGCCAUUACGGUGCGCGUCGUACUGAGGUUAUCGAACUGCUCCGAGAAUGCAUUGAAAGCCCAUCUUCCCAGGUUAGAGCUUGGUGUGAAUGCGCUUGUAUACAGUCCGUCGGGGCCCGGUCCAGAAGAUCCAGCUCCGGCAAAGGAUGUGGUAUUUGUGGGAAAUGUGAAUAACAAGGAAGACCCAUUAGUUGUUGUCAAUGUGUUCGAAGGAGACGAAGGGAGUGGAAACCACGUUUACGUUAUAUGGAAAGUCGAUGCGUUCCUUCAUCGUCCCCGAAUACGCAUACAACAUCCAUGCAUUGCAUUCUCAGCCGCGGCGUCGUUGAAUGCAGCGGAUACCUCCGAUCAGUCGUUUCAUACCGACGAAUAUCUUCCACGUACUGUUCCAGCCUCAGCAAAUGUCUUACAGGCACUCUCCUCGGAUCCCGCCCUCAAAUCGACCACCCCCUACCUUCCUGCAUCCCGACUACUACGAGUUAUUCCUGCUGCACAGAAGGAAGCGCCUAUUUACAACUUAUGGCAACAAAGUCAACAUCCUAUACGCAUUGUACCAGCGGCAAGCGCACGGAUACGUUGCUCUAAACUGAACACGUUCUCCAGUCGACCGAUCACGAUUGCCAGUCUCGAUCUGGAGGUGACACCAUUUUUAAGCUGCGACGUUGUCUUUGACAAGGCAGAGAUUAUUCUGUCAGACGGUCAGGUUGAGAAUAUAUCCGGAGCGCCAGAGCUCCAGCCUCCUAUCUCGCUACGGCCCAGAGAUGACGUUACUCUAAUCUAUAAACUUGUUCCUGAAUACGGCCCGGAAGCAUAUUUUUCCACAACAGCCCUUGUCAGUACACUUGAUAUCUCACUCGAAGGGGUCAUCAAGCUCACAGAAGAUUGUCAACCGCGAAUUUUUAUGCAAUGGCGGACGAAUGUAGAUUUUUCUAUUCCGUUGAAUCCUACAUUUGGUGGGCCCAGUCAGGUCAUGCAGCGUAACAACCGUCCUGCAAGCUUGUCCAUGGGUUCCGGACAAAGUGGGACCUCAUCUACAGGCGCAGUGAAUCGCAGUUCCUAUAGAGAACGUGCUCAUUCAUUUACUCAAGGUGGAGUUACCAUCUCGUUUUCCGGCCCCGUUACUGUGGAGAUUGGGAAGCCGUUUCAGUGGGACGUCUUUAUAGUCAACCGCUCCCGUGCUCCUCGGAAGUUUAGUAUGAUGGCAAUUCCUCGAAGAAAACGGGUAGAUUUCCGCCGACAUGUAGCCCGACCAUCCUCAUCCUCCGUGUCCAGCAAAAAAGACAAGAAGGAUGAUGAGCUAGCGGAGGCUGUUACAGAUGAGAAUAUUGUCCAUGCCAUGCAAAAGAAUGCAGCGGGACAAGAUGCAGAAUUGGUUAGUUUGAGCACUGAUUUGCGGCUAGGGCCGCUUCUUCCUGGAACAUGUCAUUCUACCGAAAUUAUUCUCCUCCCCCUAGCGACGGGCGCACUGCAUUUGGAGGCAGUUAGGCUGGUGGACAUGAACUCAAACGAGACGAUAGACAUUAGGGACCUUCCCGACAUUGUGGCUCUGAAAUAG